GAUUGUUCUUCUGUUUCAUGCAGUGCAGGACGACGGCUCCUAGUGUCCAAGGUAGUCUGUGGUCUUUGAUGCUGAUCUCUUGCUCCCAUGUCCAAGCGGAGAGGAACAACAACCUGCUGCUGUGUGCCACCGGGACUCGGCUCUGUCGGCGUGCGUCAGCUAAUGCGGCGAGCACGUGGGAAUGCCGGCGUGCUUCGGCUGAUGUGGCGAGCGAGUGGUAAUGCCGGCACACGUCAGCCGAUGUCGCAAACGUGCGGUUGAUUGGAGAUAAAAGUGAUGAAAGUAAAGUAGCUGAAAAUUUUGAAAAAAACAUGUUAAACUUGAAAGUGGAAACAUUUCUACGCAUGCCGUUUUGUGCUUUGUGUGUGAAUGUGAUGAUGAUCAGAUCUCGUGAACGCACUUGUGAGGGAGAGAAGCCUCCUCUCCCCUGAAAUGCAGGCCUGGCCUUCUGGCUAGUACAGUAGCCACGGACUGUCAGACUGAUGGACGGAUGUUAACUCACAGAUUGCAUCUGGACUCGAUCUUGGGUCUGUUCAUUUCAACUCAAUGACAUGACAUGGGGACAUGGGUGUAUCAACUGAGUUGCAGAGUAGUUUUCGAUCUAAGAUAACCCCCCGACUGCAUCUGGACUCGAACUUGGGUCUGUUCAUUUCAACACAAUGACAUUGACUGCAUCUGGAUUCGAACCUAACGGACUGCAUCUGGACUCGAACUUGGGUUUGUACUUCAACAACUCGUGAGUGUAGCAACUGAGGUGUACAUACAGAUUAUUAGUUAACUAAUUGAUCAAGGAUGAAUGUCAUAGGCGUAUGAUGUCAGUAUCGGGGUCAAAAUUCUUAGGCUUGUUGAUGGAUCUGGUCUGACGGUAGGGUAGGGUAGGGUGGUCCUCUCCCUAACUGACCUGUGUGUGGUCUGCCGCAUGGGCUGGGUGAUCAUCAUAAAGGUUCGCUCAGCUUAAGCCUGUUAACUUGGUCUUAAGUUUGGUUAACUUGGGGUGUAUCGAUCCAGCCAUAUGGGCUGGGUGGUACACCCACAGCGGUCCUCUCCAUCACUCUGAGUUAAGCCUGUUAACUUGUGUCAAAGUGAAUGGCCCAGCUGGAGUAGGGAAGCCAGCAGUCAUGCGCCAUUCACUUGU
Chara braunii is the source of this 1135-nucleotide messenger RNA. NCBI's taxonomy places the organism in Eukaryota, Viridiplantae, Streptophyta, Charophyceae, Charales, Characeae. The record is from the annotation of a GenBank genome assembly.